UGCCUGUGGAGGAUCAGAGGAUUGCUGCGCCUGACUGUGGGACAUGUUUGUUUGUUUGUUUGUUUUUGUUUGUUUGUGAGUCAGCCUGCAGCUCCUCGCGCGCUGUGUGACCACUGCGCACACACACAGGUUUGGGUGUGACAAACAUUUCAGGUUUUUGGCUUUUUCCAGACUGAUGGAGGCGCGGAUGAGUUGACUUUGCUGUACCUCCACCACUCCUCCUGCUGAUGUCUUUGAGAGGAUUUCCCACUGAUUUCUCUGCGCAGACCAGAUGUUUUGGACUCAGUCACACUGCGGAUGCUCUGUGAUUUUUUUGCGGAUGUAGUGCAGGUGAGGGUCUGGAGUUGAAAUCUUCCUCUUGAAGGUGUGAGCUCCAAAUGCAUUCGCUCCUGGGUCGGGAGAAGAAAGAAGAAGAAGCCGGGUUUGGGAUCGAUCUGGGUCUGUCUCCGGGCUUUGCGCCCCACGCUGCCACCAUGUUCAGCUGUGUGGGCUGCUUCUGGGUGCUCCUGUCCUCUGCUCUGGUCGCCGUCUGCAGCUUCAGCUUCAUCUCUCCCGCCUGGAUUGUUAAGGACCAGCUGAGGAACAGUCACCAACACCACCAUCACAGCAGCAACAAGGACUCCGUCAGCUUCGGGCUGCUGUGGCACUGCUCAGAGUCUAUGGAUCAAAUGUACCGCUGCUACACCUUCGGGGGUCUGGGCAAAUUCGCAGAGAUCCCCUCCAGCUCCUGGCAGACAAGUGCAGUGCUGUGUUCAGGAGGCUGUGCUCUGUUGGCUGUCAGCUCCCUGCUGGCUAUCAUCACCAUCUUCCUGCCCAGCGGAGGAUGUGAGAGGAGGAUCUGCACCCUGGCCGGAUACAUGCAGAUGGCAGCAGUGUUCAUCAUGGCUGCCGGACUGCUGGUCUACCCUUUCGGCCUGAACUCAUCACUCGUGAGGACCAUCUGUGGGAACUCGGACAUCUACAAUGCUGGCGAGUGCCAGAUCGGCUGGGGCUACAUGCUGGCUAUUGUGGGAGUCAUGCUCACCGUCUUUUUGCCCUUUUUUGCCAAAUAUGCACCGAAGGAGCAGCUGUCUCCCACCCCUCUGCCCACUCUGUUAUAGUGCAGGGAUAUUUAAUGUUUUCCCCUGAUCACUCUCUCUAACCUGAGCCUGAUGCCAUAGAGAGACGACUGCACUCUGUUUCUAAGGUGAUGCUGUUUGGGAAGCCCUGCCCCUCUCGAUAAAAACUGAAGCUGACACUCAACAACAAAAACAGUCUUCCUGCAUCUGUUAUGUAAUUAGUUAAAAUAAGUUGAUUUACAUGGAAUGUUUUAAGUUAACAUACUUUGUGGUUAUGAUUUAAACCACUAAUCUGUCAUGUGUUUCCUGCUGUUAGACUGUCUUCAUGUUAGCUGUGGAGAUAAUGCAGUUAGAUGAAGUGUAAGGACUGACUUAUUUUAAAAAAUGACCACAAAAUUAACAUAAAGUAGUAAAAAACAAAGGGUUUCUUUCAUUUUUUCUGUUUUAGUGGAUUAAAUGUCAAUGUGGAAAACAUUCCAAUACAGACUGUAGAGCUGCAUAAAGACAGUGAAAGCAUGAGGAAAUGCAGCAGAAUGGCUUGUUCAAUCAAAUUAUCUUUUCCAAUAAGAACAUUUUGACCUAUUGGAAGAGCUAGAUGUGGACUCUUGUCUGAAAUAUGGAGGAGUUGCAUCAUGCUGAAGCAUCUGGACUGUACAAAUGGUCGGGAUUUCAGAAUAAAUAUGAAAAGAAGAAAAGAAAAACGUUGACACUUUGAAGGAUAUUUUGCUCGUCUAGCUUUUUUUUCUGCCACGCAGUUUUGUGACCUGGCAGUGAACCAGCGGGAGACAAGAAGAUGUUAGAGCUUUCAAAGACGGUGCAUUUUCACAAAGAAAAGACACAGCGUUUGACCUGCCGAGAGAACAAAUGGAAAUCUCUUCCAGUAUCAGUGAAGUGAAUCAUAAUAAUAAGUUGUGGUUUCAGAGUAGUGUUGUCAAAAUGUUAUGUUGGGAUUCUGCAUCCUUUCAUCAACCUUUUCCCCAGAACUGUUUGUGAAGUUGUGUAACCCGCUUGUUCAACUAAAGCAAUUUCUUUCUGUCUACAACAAGAAUACUAAACACAAUAAUUCAGGAAAAAAAUGAUUGCAAAAGUCAGGAAGAUAUAGGAAAAAAAAUGCAUGAUAAGGCAGGCUUUGUUAAUGGUAGAACUGAUCUAGAUUUUAAAUGUGAUCCGACCAACUUGUGCCUUUUAACAUAACCAAGACAAAUGUUUAAUAUCAGGUUAUCAUACUUUUCUGCUGAAAACCGUGGAUCCUGUUGUGUUAUGUGUUUUUCUAUGAUAUAUUUUCCUCUCAUAGGUGAAGUGUUUCUCCUGUACUUGAUGCAGUAUGAUCUCAUUAACUUGAGCAAAUGUUCUGGAGGAUAAAAGGUGAUGUUUAAUCCUAGUGGGAACAGCUGAUAGAAGGAAAAAAAAUCAGUGUACUUGUGUUCAAUUAUGCCCCAAGACAUUUCGCCAAUUAUAUAGCAGAGGUAAGUUGAAUUGUUGUAUUAAAAGGUUGUGACAUGCAGCUAACUGGUUAAUUCCUGGCACCCUUGUCUUAUGUGAUUUAUAAAUUGAGCGGCAGAGGAAGGAGCUGUACAAAUUGAACUCCCCCUUUGUUUUCUGUGCUGAGCCGACACGUUAACAUUAUGUGUGAAAUGUGGCUUAUAAUAAUUAACCACUAACUAAGCUAAUGUGUUGCUGUGUUUUUUGUCAUCCCACUUCUCCUUUUAAGUGCUGACACCGUCCUUGUCAUGUUCCAAGGACAAAAUAUUUCCACUAACUGUCCCUGUACACUGCCAAUUUCAUUGGGCUCGACUCCCUUUUCUAGUGGGUGUUUCUGUGAGUAUUAGUGUCAAGUUGGUAUUUGCUCAUGGGUUAACCUUUCAUAUUUACCAAAUUUUGUUCCCAUAAUGAAAUUUCCUGACAUAAAAAAUAACUGUGCUUUUGUUGCCAUAUUUGAAAGAAAGUCAGGAGAGAAUUCUUGGUAUUGUACUGGACCUCAUACUGUGCUUGACUGUGGGAAUGACUGGCGUGACUGCACUGGACUUAUUCCCUUCUUUGUUAAACCUUUGUGUGUAAAGUCUCAGCACUGGUGAAACUGUUUCAGUAGACUAGAAAUUUAUUUUCUUUCCCCCUAUUGUGAUGUUAAACUGUAAAUAAACUAACUGUACUUGAUAUCACGUUAUUCUUAACUGCCCCGUUUUUCAAAGAUAUAUUUUGAGAUAUUACCUCAUCGUGUUUG
Cheilinus undulatus (humphead wrasse) is the source of this 3279-nucleotide messenger RNA. Its product is annotated as transmembrane protein 211. The transcript has 3 exons. NCBI's taxonomy places the organism in Eukaryota, Metazoa, Chordata, Actinopteri, Labriformes, Labridae. Gene Ontology annotation, cellular component: membrane. The record is from RefSeq and is a predicted model, not a curated record. Bases 378 to 1100 code for a protein of 240 amino acids.